Molecule: messenger RNA, 1184 nt
Organism: Eriocheir sinensis (Chinese mitten crab)
Lineage: Eukaryota; Metazoa; Arthropoda; Malacostraca; Decapoda; Varunidae
Product: arasin 2-like
Exons: 3
Coding region: 1-351 (116 amino acids)
Source: RefSeq, a predicted model, not a curated record
AUGCCACGGGAAGCCCCGCGUGGUUUGGCACUCGCGGGAUGUCCGGAGGCGCGGCGCGGCCCUCGCCAUCCCGGAGGGUAUAUGAGGCGGCGCGUCCCGGCAAGGGGCACACACACUCCCCCACCAACGACAGCCAUGGAGCGACGCACCCUGCUGGUUCUGCUGCUUGUGUGCAGCUGUGCUCUGGCCGCCGUUGAGGCUUCACCCUUCCGAGGGGACUACGGCGGCUGGAACCGCCCCCGGCCCUUCCCCCGCCCCCGCCCCCAGCCCGGACCUUCGUUCCCUUCCCCAGGCUGCAUCUGCGUGACACAGCCGUGUCCCUGCGACAACUUCGGCGGCAGAAGAGGAUGAUAGCGAGGACGGGCCUGGUGACUCCCCCCCCCACCAAAGUGGGCAUUGACUUCCCAUCCCCUUAACGCCUUCUUAAAGAGCCCCUUCCCGCCGACGACAACAACUGCAACAACAACAGCAACAACACCAAAGACAGCUUUUCAUUGUCUUACUAAGGCCGGUGUCACACUGGGCGGUUUCGCCGCGCGGCAAAACCGCAGGGGGGUGAGGGGCGGCGGCGCCGCCUAACCAGUAUCAUGUCACACAGGACGGUUUCGCCGCGCGGCAGCGCUACUGCUACUACUACUACUACUACUACUACUACUGCUGCUGCUGCGUCUGCUACUACUACUAAUAAUAAUAUUGAUGAUAAUACAUGUCAUUGCUGCUCGUCAUUAAUUGAUGAUGAUAUACGUAGGCUAUGUCUCUUAAAUUAUCUUAUCUAAAUACGCACACUGUGUAUUAAACAUAUGUUCCUAAUGAAAUUUCUCACUAUAUAUAUGAAAUAAAAAGAAAUAUUGUCUUUCCUUCUCUCUCUCCAAUAACUCCAAAUCAGGCAAGUCUUUGUAAAUUAUUUCUCCAAUCUCAAACCAUGAUUUUUCUUUCUUAUUUUUUUAUCGGAAUACUCUUUUGAACUUUUCUCCCAGAGAGCUGGCCUCUCUUGAACGCAUUGAACAAACAAAUCAAUGCCGAACAUGGUGGUCAGCCGCGCGGCGAAACCGCCCAGUGUGGCCACGUGCAUUGAAUUCGCCUUCACGAAACACGCAGUCCACCUCUUACAAUGCUCCCUCUUGCGGCAGGCGACACGAUGCUGCUUUCUUUGCUCUGACUGAAUACAAUAAAUCGGUUAGCUA